Neoarius graeffei (lesser salmon catfish) is the source of this 1151-nucleotide messenger RNA. It is a transcript of the gene spmap2l, whose product is annotated as sperm microtubule associated protein 2-like. The coding region runs from base 201 to 824 and encodes 207 amino acids. The record is from RefSeq and is a predicted model, not a curated record. Lineage: Eukaryota; Metazoa; Chordata; Actinopteri; Siluriformes; Ariidae. The transcript is spliced from 8 exons.
CAAGCUCAGCUUUCCCCUGGAUCACAGAAACACAAACAAGAACACGGCCUGCUAUUGUAACUCCACACGACUGGAUCUGUGUGAUUCCAGCGCCAUGUGACACCUGUAUCUCAGGACAUUUCAGUUCAACUCCAUCACCCAGAAUCCUGGAGCUCGCUCGACCCCGAGAAUCUAAAACGGUUUGGUUCACAACACCAGAGAUGGUGACUUGGGGAAACCAGGAGACAAUAUGGUCGCCAUCCUGGACUGCGUUAAAAGCUGUAUCGACGUCAAGGAUUCUGGCGCUGUCUCAACCCAAAAAGGAUUUCUCUGCCCUCCGUCAAGACCUGCUUAAGAAAGAGCACGCGCGGGUUGAGGAAGCACAGAAGAGCAGGGCGUGGCCUGUUUCCAGGACAGCCGCACAGGAUGAACAGGUCGCGCGCCUGGCAACCCCGAACUUCCGUCACAGGUGCUCCCAGGUCGUGAGCCCCCCUCACACGAAGCAGUGUGAGCACAGCUGUCCCGUGUGGCAUAUCAGCUCUGCAGUACGGAAUACUGUUGCCUCUCCACGUGUUCUUCAGCUUGCUCAGCCCAAACACACACACCCUGAGUACCAGAGUAACCGCCAGACCAUAAAAACAUACAUUUCGUGUGCAGCUAAAUCAGCUCAAGCAAGCCCGAGACUCGAGCAACUGUGUGUGCCCAAAUUGCGAGAGAACAAACUCUUUUUCCAGCUUGGCCAUCCUGAGAGCCCCAUCAGGCCUGUGUCUAAAGGAGCAAGAAAAGCCACAGCAAGCGCUCGUGUGAGAGAGCUCGCCACACCAAAGAGCUAUAUCCUUCCCUGACAAAAGAAAUACACACAGACACCUCGUAAUCACACACCAUGGUGAAAGAUAACAUGAGGAACAGAUGGACUGAUUAAAUGACCACACGAAGAAGCAUAUAAAUGAGUUUCCAUGUGUUUUUUUUCUCCUUUUCUUUUCUCUUUUUCUUGCUUUUUCUGUUUGAAAGCCUCAGACUUUACUUUGGAACGUUCCAAUCUGAAAUUGGAAAGUUUCUGUUAUUUGAAGCAAAAUACCAGAAUGGUGAACCAGCCAACAUGGAGAAUUUUUAAAGUCCAACAGUGUGUGUUGGGUGUGUUUUUCACAUCAGUUCACACAGUUUUAGUUUGA